This is a messenger RNA of Carassius auratus (goldfish), 1226 nucleotides long. RefSeq names its product armadillo-like helical domain-containing protein 4. Bases 65 to 1051 code for a protein of 328 amino acids. The record is from RefSeq and is a predicted model, not a curated record. The transcript has 7 exons. NCBI's taxonomy places the organism in Eukaryota, Metazoa, Chordata, Actinopteri, Cypriniformes, Cyprinidae.
UGUGCGCAGACUCGUGGCGCGCGGCUGGACCUGAUGACGCAGACAGAGCUCAGAGCUGCUGCUGAUGUUCACGCGCAGGAAGUGUGCAUUGGUGUUUCAGAUCUGGUUCCAGCUGGACGGAUCCACAAUGUUCACCGCUGCAGCUCUGCACAGUCUCCUGAUGGUGGCGCUGUGUCUCGUAAGCUGGGCCGUCCCUCACGGGAGACACCCAGGAGACCUUCACGGAGAAGAGAAAGAGUCCUCCUCAUCUCUGAUGGACAGAUCACGGGCUUCAGACUCCUCCAGUCUCAUCAGUUCCUCACAAACCUCUGCAGCGGACAGCACUGAAGCUGGAGACGCUCAUGUCCCGGACUCAGACUUCAGCUCCAGACCGCUGGACGCUCCGGACACCUGGACAGAAGCGGAUCGUCUGCAGACAGAGGAAGUGAGCGUCUCGUCUCCGGCCACCAUGUCCUCCGAAGACCUUCCUUUGAUCUUUGAGCCGUUUGAAGACGUCACGGCACCCAGAGCAUCAUCUGGACCGUCUGUUGCCAUGACGCCAGCGGCUGUAACCGUGGAGCGGAUGGUGUCCAUGGAUACGGAUCACACUUCCUCUGACAUCCGUCUCUUAGGAACGAAAGAGCCAAUCACAGAACGCCAUCCGGAAGCAGAGCAUCAUGGGACGACACAACAGGAGCCUGAUGAAGAUGAGGAGGAAGAGGAGGUGGACUCUGAUGAGGAGGAGAGCGAAGAGGACCUGACAGAGAGCACCAUGGCCCCGCCGUACAGCCUGAUCCCUCCUCCUCCCGUCUGGGUGCAGCGGAACCAGGGCCUGGUGCGGAGCUGGGUGGAGCUCAUCAGAGAGAAGGCUGGGUAUGUGUCGGGGAUGUUGGCUCCGGUGGGGAUCGGGAUCGCUGGAGCUCUUCUUCUGGUCGGAGCUCUCUACAGCAUCAGAGCGAUCCAUCGACGGAGGAACAGCUUCAAACACCAGAGGAGGAAGCCUCCCAGAGAAGUGCGCAGCGGACCAGACAACGCCAUGCUGCUGGCCGACAGUUCAGAAGACGAGUUCUGACCAGAAACAGCUGAAAUAGACACUCAGAUCAUCUAGAACAUGAAUCCUCUUUCAGAAUCACAAUCAGAACCAUUUACACUGAUGAGAAACAUCAUUGAGAUGCUAUUAUUAUAAGCUUUAAUAAUAUUUUGAGUCACUUUUUAUGAUGUUUUCAUUUAUAUAUGUGUGUGUGUGU